ACACCUGCAUUGGCAACAUUUUCAUUUUCACUGUUACUUAAAAAAAAAGUCACACGCCUGUAGAAGGUACCCCCAAAACGACAACACAAUUUUUGACGACAUCCCCAUCUGCACAGUCGCCCCUUUAAGCGAAAAAACGACGAUUCGUAAAAAAACGGCAAAAAAACUGCAAAAAAGCAGCUGCGUAAUCCAGCCAGCGUAUAACACCCCACCGAUAAACCACCUCUGAGAAGUACCCCCCGCCGCUAACCCCAAAAUGAACAUCCUGCAAGAACCCAUCGACUUCCUCAAAAAGGAGGAGCUGAAAAACAUCGACCUAUCCCAGAUGAGCAAAAAGGAAAGAUACAAAAUUUGGAAGAGGAUACCAAAGUGUGAAUUACACUGCCAUCUGGACCUCUGCUUCUCCGCAGACUUCUUCGUCAGCUGCAUUCGAAAAUAUAAUUUGCAGCCGAAUUUAUCUGAUGAGGAGGUGCUAGAUUAUUACUUGUUUGCAAAAGGAGGGAAGUCUUUAGGAGAGUUCGUCGAAAAGGCAAUAAAAGUGGCAGAUAUAUUUCACGACUACGAAGUGAUUGAGGAUUUGGCCAAGCACGCAGUGUUUAACAAAUAUAAAGAAGGAGUCGUCCUGAUGGAAUUCCGUUACUCUCCAACGUUUGUUGCCUUCAAGUAUAACCUUGACAUUGAGCUCAUUCACCAAGCGAUCGUGAAGGGCAUAAAGGAAGUCGUAGAAUUGUUAGACCAUAAAAUUCACGUGGCUCUCAUGUGCAUUGGAGAUACAGGCCAUGAAGCAGCAAACAUUAAAGCUUCUGCUGAUUUUUGCUUAAAACAUAAGGCAGAUUUUGUAGGCUUUGAUCACGGUGGACAUGAAGUAGAUUUAAAAGAGUAUAAAGAAAUUUUCGAUUACGUGAGAGAAAGUGGUGUGCCUCUUUCUGUCCACGCAGGGGAAGAUGUGACUCUCCCAAAUUUAAACACCCUAUACUCAGCUAUACAAGUACUUAAAGUGGAAAGAAUUGGACACGGAAUUAGGGUUGCUGAAUCGCAAGAACUAAUCGAUAUGGUUAAGGAGAAAAAUAUUUUACUUGAAGUUUGCCCCAUUUCAAAUGUGCUGCUGAAAAAUGCAAAGUCCAUGGAUACUCACCCUAUUAGACAAUUGUACGAUGCUGGAGUGAAGGUCUCUGUCAAUUCGGAUGACCCAGGAAUGUUCCUCACCAACAUCAAUGACGAUUACGAGGAGUUAUACACCCACUUGAAUUUUACCCUCGAAGAUUUUAUGAAGAUGAAUGAGUGGGCUUUGGAGAAGUCCUUCAUGGAUUCGAACAUAAAGGACAAAAUAAAGAACCUCUACUUUUAGGUAUAUCUCCCGCUGCCCGACAGAGGGGGGUGCAUGUACCUGUGAGAGAGCAGACGAAUGGGGGAGUGCCCGCUUGGAGCAGUACACCCAAGUGAAGAACGCUUUGCUUUUUCCCCACCUCUGUGGCACCCUCUUUAAAUCUUUCAACUCCUUGCCCCAUUUUUACACAACAACGUUGGCAUAUUUUCACCCCAUGAAGCGUUUAAAAAAGCGCGCAAGUGUGUGUUUCUCCCCGUGUGUAUGUAUGUGUCUUGUGUGCGCUUUUAAAAAGAGAACAUUUUUAACCCGUCGCAAAACGGGAACUAACUCUGCUCUUUUUACUUUUUGAAUUGACGACCAGUGGCGGAGGAACAGCGGCACGGGUGCGCCC
Molecule: messenger RNA, 1718 nt
Organism: Plasmodium vivax (malaria parasite P. vivax)
Lineage: Eukaryota; Apicomplexa; Aconoidasida; Haemosporida; Plasmodiidae
Product: adenosine deaminase, putative
Exons: 1
Coding region: 257-1348 (363 amino acids)
Biological process (GO): purine ribonucleoside monophosphate biosynthetic process; adenosine catabolic process; inosine biosynthetic process
Cellular component (GO): external side of plasma membrane; cytosol
Molecular function (GO): adenosine deaminase activity
Source: RefSeq, a predicted model, not a curated record